Molecule: messenger RNA, 1176 nt
Organism: Letharia columbiana
Lineage: Eukaryota; Fungi; Ascomycota; Lecanoromycetes; Lecanorales; Parmeliaceae
Exons: 5
Coding region: 1-1176 (391 amino acids)
Cellular component (GO): RNA polymerase II transcription regulator complex
Molecular function (GO): DNA-binding transcription activator activity, RNA polymerase II-specific; transcription cis-regulatory region binding
Source: RefSeq, a predicted model, not a curated record
AUGUCUCAAGCUUCUCCGUCCGAAGAGGCUUCGGCUUCAAACUCAGCCUCCCCUCCUCCAGGAAAACCUAGGCGCGAGGGCAAUGAAUCUCUAUGGAAGCGGGCAAGACGCACUUUGGGCACCAAUUCUUUGACCUUUUUGCAACCCACUACUAGACCCGCUGGAACGGCGGCUCCUGCCACAGGAUCUGGUCCGGCCGCGCCAAGUAAAAGGAGGGAGCAAGUGCGGCAUGCGCAACGUACCCAUCGUCAGCGGACGCAGAACUACAUCAAGACUCUAGAAUCCGAAGUCGUUCGUCUUCGAGAAGCUGAAAUGAGCUUGAUGCAAGAACGAGACAAACUCCAAAGCCAAAUCGUUAAUUUGAAAAACACCAUCAUCUUAUCCAACAUUCCACUCCCAGAGGGUACAGAAGACGUCGGAACAUCCUCACCACCCCUUCGACCAUUUGCCGAUCUCGACAUGCCGGCAACAGUCUCAUACUCCAAUGACGCUCUUAACCAUCCACGUCUGCAUGUCAACUUCCCUCAACGUCAAGAACCUACUAGCCAAGGAUUGGACUACCCAACCCAAACCUACCCUCUUUCCUCACCCUACCAAGAGCAUCAGCAGUACACCAAUGUUCCUCAAUCUGCGCCGGACCUCCCCAACGACUUCUCACUCAACACGAUAAAUCUCUCGUCAUCAAGUUCAAAAAAAGGCCCCCCAGCGAAUGCCAACGCCACCAUCGUUGUCGACACAAUAGAAACAGCCAUCGAUUUCGUCCUCGCGCUGGAACAUCCAUGCAUGCCACAUAUUCCCUAUCAAGACCCUCCUUCUGCCGAUCCAGCCAACCAUAUGAUGAUGGCCUCGACACCGCUGAUGGCUCGAUCGCCGGAGCCUCCGCAGUUCAAUUCGACGUGGACGGCAAGUGGCGCGAUUAUCAAAGAGUUGCUGAAUUUAUCAUCGAGCAUCAAUCUUGAAGGAGAGAUCACGCCGGUGGAAGCGUGGCAUAGACUACACGAUCAUCCAGACUUUUGGAAGCUUGGAAGGGAUCAGAUUGAGAAUUUGAAGCGAGAGCUCAGCACAGCGGUCACGUGCUGCGGAUUCGGCGCAGUACUGGAUGAGAAUGUAUUUUGGGACGCUGUGAAUCGAUCCUUGGCUUCUAGUGCGGUUGCGUCUUAUGCGAAGCAGAACUGA